GCUCAGCGGCGGCUGUGUCGGUGCCGCCGGGAAGGGACGGACCCGAGGUGAGGGUCGGGGGGGCCGGGGUCCACCGGCCGCGGCCGAGCCGGCGCGCCUCUCCCCCCCCCCUUCCCGCGCCCCCCGUCUGGCCCCCACGGCUAACAGUCGCGCGGCCGAAGGCGGCCCACGGGCAGGGCGCGGAAGGGGGAGUAAGCGCGAGGCCGGGACGAGCGGGGGGGCUGCGAGGGAGGGGCGCGCCCACCACCCCUCCUGGCCUGCAGCGACCCCGCCUACGUCGCGGGACGCGGACCUUCGCAUGGGCUGCUGCAGGGGCCCUGGUUGGGCUUGGGCCCUGAGGUCACAGAGCAGAUGGUCCCAAAUGGAGCACAGGAUGUGUGGAGUAGCCCCUGUCCACCUCCAGCCCAGGACCCGGCCCCCCAAGUUCUGAGUCCACCUGCUCUUAUGCAUCUGUGACCAGAAUCAGGCCUCCUCACCUCUCCGAACCCCAGCUUCCACAUCUACGAGCUGGCUAUGAAGAGCUGGGUCUGCGUCAUCCUCCCAGGGCCUGAUUGAGACAACUAUUUUUUCUUGAGGUACCUGAGGCCACCCCACCGCACCUCUCCGGCGUUGGCAGGACUCCUGGCUGCGGCCCAUGGGCCUCUGAGGAGGCGUCGUAAGUCCGCCUAACUCCCCACGUGCUGUGCAUCCACUCAAUGGGAAGGGGACUAAGGCCUUGUCCAGCCAUCAGCCACGGCCUCUCCACAGCACCAGGAUGGAAGUCAAAGGUCAGCUGAUCAGCUCGCCCACCUUCAAUGCCUCAGCUGCCCUGUUCGGAGAGGCUGCCCCCCAGGUGAAGUCAGAGCGUUUGCGGGGGCUGCUUGACCGGCAGCGGGCCCUGCAGGAGGCCCUGAGCCUGAAACUUCAGGAGCUCCGCAAAGUGUGUCUGCAGGAGGCGGAGCUGACUGGCCAGCUGCCCCCCGAGUGCCCGUUGGAACCUGGGGAACGGCCCCAGCUGGUCCGCCGGCGGCCCCCUGCAGCCCGUGCAUACCCUCCAUCGCACCCCAACCCAGCACACCACUCCUUGUGCCCUGCUGAGGAGCUGGCUCUUGAGGCCCUGGAGCGGGAGGUGUCCGUGCAGCAGCAGAUUGCAGCCGCCGCCCGCCGCCUGGCCUUGGCCCCCGAGCUGAGCAUUGAGCAGCGCCGGCGCCGGCGCCAGGUGCAAGCAGAUGCGCUGCGGAGGCUGCACGAGCUGGAAGAACAACUGGGGGACCUCCGGGCCCGCCUCGGCCUCCCGGGGCUCCCCCCUCCGCAGCCUCUGGCCCUGGCCCCGGCCCCGGGGGCUCUCAUCACCACCCAGGGAGUAUGCCUGGGCACACGCCUCGCCCAGCUCAGCCAAGAGGACGGAAUCCUGCACUCGGAGAGCAGCUCCCUCUCGGAGUCUGGGGCCAGCCAUGAUAAUGAGGAGCCCCGUGGCUGCUUCCCCCUGGCCGAGCGCCCCUCACCACCCAAGGCCUGGGAUCAGCUGCGGGCCGUAUCUGGGGGCAGCCCUGAGCGGCGAACCCCAUGGAAGCCACCCCCGUCAGAUCUUUACGGGGAUCUGAAGAGCCGGCGGAACUCGGUGGCCAGCCCCACCAGCCCCACACGCUCGCUGCCCAGGAGUGCCUCCAGUUUUGAGGGGCGAAGCGUGCCUGCUACCCCUGUCCUCACCCGGGGCGCUGGCCCCCAGCUCUGCAAACCGGAAGGCCUCCAUUCUCGCCAGUGGUCUGGCAGCCAGGACUCCCAGAUGGGCUUCCCCCGGGCAGACCCUGCCUCCGACCGUGCCUCCCUCUUCGCAGCCCGCACCCGUCGCAGCAACAGCUCUGAGGCCCUGCUUGUGGACCGGGCGGCCAGUGGGGGAGCUGGCUCCCCGCCUGCGCCCCUGGCUCCCCCUGCCGCUGGCCCCCCGGUCUGCAAGAGCAGCGAGGUGCUGUAUGAGCGCCCACAACCAACCCCUGCCUUCUCCUCCCGCACAGCUGGCCCCCCAGACCCUCCCCGGGCUGCCCGGCCCAGCUCAGCUGCCCCUGCCUCCCGUGGGGCUCCCCGGCUCCCACCUGUGUGCGGGGACUUCCUCUUGGACUACUCCCUGGACCGGGGCCUGCCCCGCAGCGCUGGUGGUGGGGCGGGCUGGGGGGAACUGCUGCCUGCAGCUGAGGUCCAAGGACCCCUCUCCCGCCGGGAUGGGCUCCUCACCGUGCUCCCGGGCCCACCACCCGUGUACACAGCUGACGGCAGCAGCCCCCUCCUCCGCAGCAAGGACCCCCACUCCCGUGCCACCCGUACCAAGCCCUGUGGCCUAUCCCUGGAGGCCGCCGAGGGGCCCGAGGUGCAUCCAAGCCCUCUGCUGUGGAUGCCUCCCCCCACCCGUGUCCCCCCGGCUGGUGAGCGCAGUGGCCAUAAGAACCUCGCCCUGGAGGGGCUGCGGGACUGGUACAUCCGCAACUCGGGACUGGCUGCUGGGCCCCCGCGCCGGCCUGUGCUGCCCCACGUGGGCCCGCAGCACCCGCCCUUCCUCCAUGCCCGCUGCUAUGAGGUGGGCCAGCCGCUGUAUGGGGCCCCCAGCCAGGCGCCGCUCCCGCACUCGAGGAGUUUCACGGCACCCCCUGUCUCCGGCAGAUACUACGCGGACUUCCUGUACCCCUCGGAGCUGAGCUCUCGUUUAAGUGACCUGACGCUAGAGGGGGAGCAGUCUUCCAGCUCUGACCCCCAGACCCCGGGGACACUGGUCUGACCCCUUCUUGUUGUCCCAGGCAUGACUUUAGUCGGGAACACACGGCUGACCUCGCUGAACCCCGGGGUGUGAUUGCUCAGUCCUGGGGGGGUGCCGACCUGAUCUUCCAAGGCCCCUGGCUCCUUGUGGACCCACGAAGGUGUCUGACUCCCUGCUUCCCCUCUUACGCUGUGCUGGGAACUGGGGCCCUCAGCCAGCUGAAAAAAGAGGGGAUGGUGUAAUGGGGGCUCCAGGCCCCUUCCUCCGUUUCUGUUUACACUUGUGAUUUAGGUAUUCACUGUCUUCCCCCAACACUAGACCUUUUAUAAAAGGGAAACUGUGAUCUCGUCCUGGUUGGGUUCAUUCCUAUCCCCAUGCCCAGCCUGUUCCAUUUAGGAACCCCCCCCCAAAAAAAAGCCCAGACAAUAUAGGGUCUCAGGGCCCUGUUCGGGGCAGCCAGGAGACUGGUGUGAACAGAACUCCCUGCCACCCCCCCACCAGGGUAGUUCUUGGAGAGGUGGGCUCUCUGCCCACAUUCGGAAGGACUGAAGUCUGGCUAGGGGGCUUGGGUUCAUUUUCCUACUCCCAGGCGUGCCCAAGGGAGCCCCAGUCCUUGUCUGCCUGUCUGUGCCCGCUGCCUCUGCCCACAGGUUGAGAAUGCCCAGCCUCUGCCCUAUCUAUCCCGGUCAGGAAGCCAGCCCUGCAGGAGGGCUAAAGGGCAGAGCCGCCGAGUGUGUUGUGUCCUGGGAUGCUGCGGUGGUGGAACCUGGCAUCGGCUCGAUGCCAGGAAAAUCCUCAGGUGACGUCUGGCCACAGGCUGCGUCACGUCUUCCUUGGCUUUCUUUCCAUCCACCACUUUUUAAACAAAUCUACACAAGCUGUGUUUUCUAUGAUACCUAUCUGUGACUUUCUGGAGCUAGGGGUCCCCUGACCUCCUUUACCUGGUGUUAAACUUUUCUUUUUCUACCAAUGGAUCUGGGCCCGAGACACUACCCACACUGGAAGGGGAUUUCUAUAAUAAAUGUGUAAACCGAA
Molecule: messenger RNA, 3763 nt
Organism: Mustela lutreola (European mink)
Lineage: Eukaryota; Metazoa; Chordata; Mammalia; Carnivora; Mustelidae
Gene: CCDC120
Product: coiled-coil domain containing 120
Exons: 14
Coding region: 755-2749 (664 amino acids)
Source: RefSeq, a predicted model, not a curated record